AUGACAAGGAAGAAGGUAAGGUUGGCAUACAUCACCAACGACUCGGCCAGGAAGGCGACCUUCAAGAAGAGGAAGAAGGGGCUGAUGAAGAAGGUGAGCGAGCUGAGCACCCUGUGCGGCAUCGACGCCUGCGCCAUCGUCUACAGCCCCUACGACUCCCAACCGGAGGUCUGGCCCUCCCCCACCGGCGCCCACCUCGUCCUCUCCAAGUUCCGCAAGAUGCCGGAGAUGGAGCAGAGCAAGAAGAUGGUGAACCAGGAGAGCUUCCUUCGCCAGCGCAUCUCCAAGGCCCGCGACCAGCUCAAGAAACAGCUCAAGGAGAACCGCGAAAAGGAAGUCGCCAACCUCAUGUACCGCGCUCUCGCCGGCAAACCCUCUCACCACGCCCUCUCCCUUCCCGACCUCCACGACCUCGGCUGGCUCGUCGACCAUUACCUCAACGACAUCCGCCGCCGCAUGGACUCUUUUGGUUUGGCCGGCGGUAGUGGUAGCAGCGGCGGGAGUACUGGUGGUGCUGGAGAGAGUAACCAUCAGCAGUACCACCUGCAGGCGGCUUCGGCCGUGGGGCUGGAGGUUGGGAAUAUGGGGGCGGAGGCGAUGCAGAGUCACCGGUGGCUGAUGGAGCUGCUCAACUCGUCAAGCGUGAACGUGGAUCAGACAGGGGAGGAUAUGAAUACGAUGCUGCCAUUGAUUGGGGAUGCUACCAACAACUACCACAGCAGUUUGUGGUCGAGUGCUUUUUUCCCGUGA
This is a messenger RNA of Malania oleifera, 750 nucleotides long. RefSeq names its product agamous-like MADS-box protein AGL80. Gene Ontology annotation, biological process: positive regulation of transcription by RNA polymerase II. Lineage: Eukaryota; Viridiplantae; Streptophyta; Magnoliopsida; Santalales; Ximeniaceae. Gene Ontology annotation, molecular function: DNA-binding transcription factor activity, RNA polymerase II-specific; protein dimerization activity; RNA polymerase II cis-regulatory region sequence-specific DNA binding. The record is from RefSeq and is a predicted model, not a curated record. The transcript has 2 exons. Bases 1 to 750 code for a protein of 249 amino acids.